Molecule: messenger RNA, 1421 nt
Organism: Pogona vitticeps (central bearded dragon)
Lineage: Eukaryota; Metazoa; Chordata; Lepidosauria; Squamata; Agamidae
Gene: GEMIN8
Product: gem nuclear organelle associated protein 8
Biological process (GO): spliceosomal snRNP assembly
Cellular component (GO): SMN complex
Source: RefSeq, a predicted model, not a curated record
UCCACCUACGACCGGAAGGAGGAGCAGGCGCGGUGCGGGUCUUCGUUCCUCCCGUUCCUUUUGCCGCCCAAAAAGCUCCAAUGGCUCAAGAUUUAAGACCAUGGUAUUCACAACAAGUGUAUGCAAGAUACUGGAAACAUUACAACCAAGCCAUGGAGUGGAUGCAUAGACAUAAAAUUGCUUACAGGAAAUCCAUGGAGUCCUUGUAUCAUCCAUUGUUUUGUUCUGCUGAAAACUAUUCUGGUAGACGGUACCCAGACUGGGAGGAAGAUAACUCCCUGAGACAAGGUGCCACUGCUCAAAGCAACAAAACCUGGAGCCCUCAAAGGCCUCAACGUGCCCCUCAGAACAUCAGAAGAGAGAUGCCAGAAAGGGACUCUGAAACUGAAACAGAAUCUGAAGGUGAAGAGGAUGUGGAGUAUGAUUUGAGCAACAUGGAAAUCACGGAUGAGCUGCGCCAGUAUUUUGAGCAGACGGAGAGGCACAGGGAAGAGUUGCGUAAACAGCAACAACUUGAUGCGGAGCACCAAGAAAUGUAUGUUGAAGCUGACCAUGACCUUCACCUGUCAACCAGACGAUCAGUACAGCCCCCAGCGGAGAAGCCAGGAGAAAGGAGAAUGGCUGAAAUGAGAAAGCUUUAUGGUGUGGGUGCCAGCAAAAUCCAAGCUUUGGAGACCACCAUGCAGCUCAGCUUUGAUAGGAACUGUGAUAAAAAACAGCCCAAGUACUGGCCGAUCAUUCCUCUGAAACUCUGAACCAUGUGUCUUUCUGUUCCUUUUAGAAAACUCAGAGCUGCGUAUCUUGAUGCUCAACCAAGCAGAAGGAUUUAAGUGAAUGAAUCAAGAGUCAGCAAAAAAAGAGGCUCUUUUUUAUUUUCCUUUCCCCUUGCCAACUCUACUAUGAAUUGAUGUGCCAGUUUCCAGAGCCCAUUUCAAAUCAACAGGAAGAGCUGAAUUGGUCAUUUGUACUGUAUGGGGGCAAGGAAAUUUCUCUUUAAAAUAUAUUUUCAACUAAUUCAAUUUUGGCCUACUUCAGCCUUUCAGGAAAUGAAGCAGCAUUUGUUUUCACUUAGUUGAGCAAGGAAGUAGGUUAAAGACUAUCCAAACUUGUAGGCUGUCUGAAUAAAAAAUUAAAUUUUAGUUUUUGCUGUUACACUGCCUUUGCCAUAGAUGGUUUUACUACACCUUUUAGCCACUGUUACUUUUAUUCUGGACACAGCAGUUGCCCAAAGUACAGUAUGUUUAGCUCCCGUAGUAUAACUAUUUGAAUUAUUUCUCAAACAUUUUAAUAGUAUAGGAACCCUGUCUUCCAGACCGAAGCCUACUCUGUUGCUUUUCAGCUUAGAAGCAAACACAUAUCAAGCUUCUUUUCUGUCUUGUAUUUUACUUGUCAUGUGACCAAGUAAUAAACAUUUAUGAAAU